AAAAGUUGCGUAUUGAAACAAUCUCGUUACUAAUCUUGUCACAGUGUAUAUCAACUCUAACCACGUGUCUUUGAAAACAAUCGAAUGACAUUAACUUAUCGGAAUUUAAUGGAGAAAAUUUUAAAAUGUAUAUGAAGUUAUACUAGUACAUACUAAUGACAAGAAACGAUGAUUCUUCACGUUUCUAUGAUGAUAUCGGAGACGUGUGAAAUAUUUGUUAAAGACAGAAACUAACGGCGACAUUCUCGACACUAGUACAUAUACACAAUAUGUACAGUAAAAUUGUUUGACCACACAGACCGUUUCUAACCUUACAUUUCAAGUUGUAUAAUCGUCAAUUCAUUCAAAUUCAUGGCCCCGAAGGAAACCUCGCAUGAUUUUCUAAAAUAUCCUUCCAACACAAUUUUUGACAUUCCAAUAUUUUCUUUGCGCGCAUCUUAACAGUAUGUUUUUACAAGCCUUGUUCGUGACCAUCGAAAAUUUUGAUGUUUUUCACGGAAAGUAACUGAGAUGUUUAACGCAAGGGCGGUACAGUUUUUCAUUACUGUGAAGUACAUAUCAGUAAUGCGGUGAAUCUUAUGCUUUUUCUUAAUGUAAAUAUGUGAAUAAAAUAUUCGUAUAACGAGAAAACAUGCGUAAUCGCUCGGAUUAAUCGAUUCAAUUUGUAAUUUGAUCGAUAAACAUAGUAUUAAUUAAUAUCUUUCGCAUGUUAAAUAAUAAAUGAUUCGUAUGUUACGAAUAAACUAAAAUUGGAAGAAGAUCGGUAAUUAAAAUUUAGUGCAUUGUGUUGAAUUUCUGUAACCUGACAAAAUUAUGAAGUUUUUAUGUGACAAUGACUUUAACGUACAUAUUUCACGCAAACAAACCCAUUUGGCUAUGAACACGUAAACCGUGUUGCAUUAACGAGUCAAGGUGCACGGAAUAUGGGCCUAAACGCAGCCGUACAAGCUUUAAAAAAAGCCGAGCCACUAAAGGAUAAAGUUCAACGUUGUAAAGAUCUUCUAAAUGAUAGUGAUGCAUGGGUAUGCCAACAGCAAUUACAAAAAAUAUAUCAACAAGUUCUCAUUUUGGACCUGGAAUAUGCAUUGGAUAGAAAGGUAGAACAGGAACUUUGGAAUCUUGGAUUCAAGAAUUAUAUAGCAACUUUGCAAUCACAAGCAAAAGAUAGAAAAAAUCCAAAACGAGGAGAAUCUCAGGCUUUGCUCAGCUGGUGCUUGGAAGCAGCAAGCGGUUUUUAUUUGACAUUGUUACAGGAAAUUUGUACAGCAUUCGAUUUAGAUUUACCAUUUAGAAGAAAAGGCUAUGUUUAUGGAUGUACUUCUCCAUGGAAAGCUGUUGAGAACUUGUCGGUGCCUCAUAGAUCAUCGUGUUUUUACGCGUGUCAGUAUUGUUUAGUACAUUUGGGAGAUAUUGCUCGCUACAGAAAUGAAAGUAAACAAGCAGAGCUAUUCUAUAGACAUGCCGUAUCAUUGUCACCAUCCAGUGGACAACCAUACAACCAGCUAGCUCUUUUGGAAGCAUCACGUGGCAAUAAAUUGGGAACUGUGUUUCAUUACACACGGUCUGUUGCUGUAAAACAUCCGUUUCCUGUCGCUACCACAAAUCUGGCAAAAAUGUUAUCUUCGGCUUUAAACGACACAUCAGUAAACAUUGAAGGGAAAACUAAAUUAACGUCCCAGGAAUACAUAGCAGUCUUCUUAAAACUGCAUGGUGUUAUCCAUAAUCUUGGAAACGUCAAGAUCGCAUCCAGCUACACGAAAUUGUUGACUGAAACAUUAACGGCUUUGGUAGCGACAGAAAGCUUCAGUUCGUGGGUGCUUGUACAGAUGUUUGUAAUUAAUUUGUAUGCCUUGGAACAUACAACAAAUAUCGUUAUGGGCAGCACCGAACCAUUAGGAAAGGAACACUUAACGUUUGACGAGAAAGUAGCCCGAGAUUGCAUUUUAGAUCUCAUUGCUGGGAGUCUGUCUGCUUUAUUAUUGCCUGUCUACACAAUCAAGAAUUCUAUUGUCGAAUAUUUCGCUUUGCCUUCUAUAAAACUGUGCCUUGAUUGGAUUCACACGAAGCCCACAGUUUUGGAAGAAGUUGCUUUUACGUCGAGACUUCAGAUCUGGCCCAGUCUUUGUGUAUUAUUGAAUUCCUUACAAAAUUGUGUGGUUGAUUUCGCUUACGAUCAAUACGUGAAUGUACCACUGCCAGAAGACCGUGAUUUACAAGGUUUCUUACCAUUGGAGAAAAGUCUUGAGUGUCUGAAAUUUACGAACACCGACUUGGAAAGCGAUGUCGAGGCUUCCAACAAGUUACGCGCAAUUCGUAUUCUGUGUUUGGGUCAUUCUCUGACACAUUUCAGAAUAAAUGGUUCCGCCUUGAUCGCUAUCACGAUAGGAGGGGAAAAAGGUGAUAAUAAAUUCAGUUCUAUGAGUGAAGGUAACGGUCCGAGUAAUGAGUUGAUGAAAGAGCUGGAAGAACUUAGUCUGAACAAGGAAAGGUUGUCUGUUGUAUCGGCCAGUCCGGUUCUUUCCGAGUCUGCCAGCAGCAAAGGUUCUGCAGAUGUCGACAUACUGUUGGAGAACACUUUAUUAGACAAGAAAAUAGGCAUUCUGAAACCUCAAAGUUCGUUGGAGCGAAAUAAGGACUCGUUGAUCGCUCAUACAGAAUCGAACAAUUUCGAAGUCAACGUGACAGCACCUAUAUCUGUGUCAAGAAAACCAAGACAAAAUAUAGCAAUGCAGGCUAUUAUGCGGCGUGCCGAAACUGAGCAGAAGCAAGUUACCUUCAAGAACGUAUCGCCGCUAGUCAUCGAAGAGGAAAAUGAGAAAAAGGGUAAUGUAAGCUCGACAUCACCGGUGAAAAGUUUACCUGCAGGAAGCAAGGGCACUCUGAUUACUGGGGAAACAUUGAAACCGGCCAAUGUACCUGUUGUGUCUACAGCUACGUUGACUACUGCUCAGAACCGACUACCGUUGAUAUCUUUUCCAACGACCACCGUACAAAAUCCAAUCGUUUCCCCUCCGAAUCAAACGAAACCAGCAAAAUCGCAGCAUACUGUUUUGCAACUCACGCAAAUCAAUCAUCUUCCUACGAAAGACCAGCAACAACCUUCUGGAAAUCUGCCCACGAUACCGAUAUCAGGCGUGUCUCCAUGCUUAGGAACCAUUUGUUAUCAAACUCCACCAUUUAAUGUACAAAACCCUCAGUUUGCGAAAAAUUAUAUAACUAAUCAAAUAGGAAACACGACGAAUUAUUCUAUGCAGCAGGGACAUUUCGCUUCGAAUUCUGGACAACAACCGAUGUCUCAGAAUAUUAGUUUGCAACAUGCGUCGGGCCAAAGCAGACCUCUACAUCAGAGAAUGCAAAUUCAGAAUAUAUCUCAAAAUUCUUUAAUACAUCAAAAUAUUGGACAUCUUCCAUCCUCCAACCAACAAAAUGUAAUGUCAGCUGUGUCGCAUAACUCUCACAUAAACACUCAACAGACUGGAAAUGUCGUGCUGCAACAGAAUUUGAAUAUACAGCAGCAACCUCAUAAUUUGGAUGUUCAACAGAAUCACAGUAUGGCUGCAAUUCAGCAGCAAAAUGUUGGGAAAACCAAUCUCAGAUCGAGCACAAUUUUGCAUAAUCCAGUGAGUUUGAAUAGCUCGGCCAUUGUAAACGCUUCAAGUUUGUCUACAUUGAAUACAUAUCAGAAGAAUCUUCAUCAUGUAGGUAAAAUGGUACCUUCAAAUGUACCGAGUGUGCCAGGCAGUUCAUUAAGUCCAACCACUACAUCGAGCUUUCAGUUUCAAUUUAAUCAAAGCGACCCUACGCGGAACGCUUUCGGUCAAAUAUCGCAGAAACAAUUAUCGUCGUCGAUAUACAACAAAAGUUCAGAUAUUUUGGAAUUUCCGUUUUCCAACCAAAUGGGCAUGUCGAGGAGUCAAUCGCAAAUUGCAAACAAUUAUCCGUUGUUUCAUAAUUACGACAGUACAAACUUCAGUUUGUGGAAAGACGCUCAACAAUCACUGGUCUCGGUACCAUGCUGGGGUUCCGGUAGCGGUGAUACACAGUUGCGGGCUAAAGAUACGACUGUCGUCGAAAAUUUCCGUAACUGGGAAGAUUCUAUUAAUCCAGGAAACACGGUUUCGCAGUUGUCGUUAAGGACCUCGAAUUAUCAACCUGAUUCACAACAUGGCAAACACUUUACGAGCACAAACAACUUUGACCAUUCAGCUAUCCGAGAAGUGGAUUUAAAAUCUUCCCAAUCAAUCAAUACAGGAAAUACUUAUUCGUUGUUCAGCAGUAAUAGCGCAUGGGGGACUAAUUCACAAGCAUGUAAUGUUUCAAAUCAGGAUCAAACGAAAACUCGACUUAGUCAGCAAUCUUUAUGGUCUGGGCCUGGCCCAUCUCCUUUGGAACGGCUUUUGGAACAACAGAAAUCUUUACGCGAAGGAGGUACCUGAAGGAAAGCAAUACAGAUAUUCUAUCGAAAUAUAUUGGAAAAGGAUUUAUUCGAUUUGCGGAUUCAGCUAACAAAGGGAGUCCAGCAAACCAACAUACCACAAUAAAUAUCGACCGUUUUGACGAGAAUGUUAAAUUUGUUACAAUGCAACAGCUACCAUGAGGUUUCGUAGCCGCUUAGGAAUUCGUUUCAUUAAAAACGAAUAAUACAUACGUCCAAAGCGUUAUGAAAUACGCUCUAGAAAUACAUAGGUAUUAAUUACUUACGCUACUUAUUGCGCGCAUGCUAGAAAAUGAAAAUAUUGUGAUAGUGGCAGUCAGCACUAUCGGAUUUUUCAGAAUAGUUCUUUUAAAUCUAUUAACGAGCAGUUAAUUGAGUCACUUAGAAGAAAGAAUUUGGCGAUCAAAUAAUUUGUUUAUUAACAAUGAACCAUGUGAAAGAAGGGCGUAGCAUAGAAAUUCCAUUGAACAAACAACUCGUGUAAUGUAUGGAAAUUUCUAUUGCGGAAGGUAUGCGUAUUCGGUCAAUUUGAUACGAUUCGAUCCAUCAGAAGCUCGGAGAUUAAUUCAAGAAAAAAUGUUUUCUGUUUUAUUGCUUCACUCUUCAUCUUUUUUUUAACUUUUAGACACGGUAUUAUAUGCAUAUAAACGUAAUUCUGUUGGUACACAUACGUAAUAACAAUAUACAUUUCGUAUCGUACUAUGUAGUCUUACUACUGCGUAUUUCUAUUUACUAUUACCGAAUUUGCAUACAUAAUUAAGUUCCAAGUUAUUUUGCAAUAAAUGAUCUUUCUAGAUGUUUUGAAAUUUUCAUUAAAAUCUAACAAAGCAAAAACAUAUUUGAUGUAAAUAUACGAAGUAGUUUGUUCUCCACAAGAAAUUAAAAGGUAAAACAAUUUUCGAGACAAUUGUGAAAACGAUCUUUUGAAAUUAACUAUGUGUGUUCAAUGAAAUUAAAUUAUGUUUGUAAAAGAAUUCAAUGUAACAAAUGCACAGAAACAAUAAUUUUAUUGAAGAGAUUGAAA
This is a messenger RNA of Megalopta genalis, 5459 nucleotides long. RefSeq lists its product as uncharacterized. Gene Ontology annotation, molecular function: telomeric repeat DNA binding; telomerase RNA binding; protein binding. Gene Ontology annotation, cellular component: telomerase holoenzyme complex. Gene Ontology annotation, biological process: nuclear-transcribed mRNA catabolic process, nonsense-mediated decay. The record is from RefSeq and is a predicted model, not a curated record. Lineage: Eukaryota; Metazoa; Arthropoda; Insecta; Hymenoptera; Halictidae.